UACAGGGGACUGCACUGGAGAAGGCAUCAGUCACAAUUAAAUCCAUUAUUCUGCAAUAAUCAAGAUCUUGGCUAAAUAAAUUGUAACAACUCCCUAAUCCCUGCCGACCUCGGCCGGUGAAUAGCGCAGACAAGGCCGGCCUGACUUCGCCUGGAGGAGAGGGCAUUACACGGGGGACGACAAGUCGCACUUUCCGCUGUGGUCGGAGGAACAAGUGGCAUUCUCGAUGACUUUCAGUUUUGUCAGACACGUGUAGAGUCUGUCAGGAGUAAUCUGUGAUCUGUUACUGGACUUUAUGUCGACAUUUUGAGUUUGUAAGUUGCACUGGAUUGUUGCAGCAGGGGUGAAGUCCUUCAAAAGUUCGUUUCGUCUUGCGGAAAAAAACAGAGGAACUUGAUAACCUAGUAUUUUGGUGUCUCGAGAAUCGGGGAUGGAGCUGAGAACUGUGUUUUCACUGACGCUGCUACUCCUGCUCGUGUGUGUGCAUGAAACGGCUUGUGGGAAGAACAAAAAGAAGAAACGGAAAGAUAAGGAAAAUCUGCCAAAUGUUGCCAGUUACUUGGUGAAGUACGGCUACGUCGCCCAAGGCCCCGACGGCGCACCGAGCAACCCGGCCGAUAUACCGCGGGCAAUCAAGACGCUGCAGAAGUUUGCCGGCAUUCCGGAGACGGGGAUCUUAGACGAUGCGACGAUCGAGCUGCUGAGCAAGGAGCGAUGCGGCGUGGAGGAUAUCAUCGGCUCGGCUAAGAUGCAAGCCAAGCUGCGGAGGGGAUCAGAGCCGGGAUUCAGUCGAUACAGUACCACGGAAAGAGAGAAGCGAUAUAACAUUGAUGGAGGGAAGUGGCGCCAGACCAGUCUGAAGUAUUACUACGAGAGCUUCGCUGAGGAUAUCAGCCGCAACGACAUGCGGGAGGUCAUCAGCCGGGCAUGGAAGGUCUGGUCUGACGUCACCCCACUGACCUUUACCGAGGUUGGGGUCAAGUCGCAGGCGCACAUCAUCAUCAAGUUCUCACGGGGUAACCAUGGCGACGGGGAGUACGCCGCCUUCGACGGCCCAGGAGGCACCUUAGCCCACGCCUACUUCCCGGAAAACGGCGACGCCCACUUCGACGAGGAUGAAGAGUUCUCGGUGGCGUCCACUGAGGGCGUCAACCUGUUCAUUGUGGCCGCUCACGAGUUCGGUCACAGCCUCGGUUUGGCUCACUCCAGCGAGCAGGGCGCCCUCAUGUACCCAUGGUAUCAAGGCUACGUGCCGGAUUUCCAGCUGCCCCAAGAUGACAUCUUCGGCGUACAGCAACUAUACGGCAAACCCCAAGUGGACAGACCAGGGACACCAAUGGAUGGCGGCGAUGGUCCCCGCAUCAAGCCGGGUCGCCCCAAUGCGUGCACCAGCGAUUGGGAUGCAGUUACCAUGGGUGGAGAUGGGCGUGUCUACGCCUUCAAGGGGCGGUACCUGUGGGGCAUUAAUGACCAAGGCGUGGUCCAUGGCUACCCUAAGAAGAUAGGUCUAGUGUACCGCGGAGCCCCCAGCAGUAUCCACGCUGCCGUCACCACGUUUGCUUACAGUCAACCCAGGACUUACAUAUUCAAAGGAACAAAAAUGUGGCGAUUCACCAACUUCGUUCUAGACCCUGGCUACCCGAAGAAGACUGCCCCGCGCGGCGUACCGCAGAGCCCCAACGCUGCCUUCGGCUGGGGCGGUAAUGGUAAAAUAUACAUAUUCAAGGGGGCGCGGUACUACGAAUUCAACCCAGAUCGGGAAAAGAUCGUCGGUGCCCCUGAGAAGAUCGCCACCAAGUGGCCGGGCGUGCCAACCACGCUGGACGGCGCCCUCCAGUGGCGCAACGGAAAGACCUACUUCUUCAAGGGCGACAGCUACUGGAGAUUUCACGACGCUAAGCUCAAGGUGACGCGGGAGUAUCCGCGCUCCAAGGCCCUGUUCUGGAUGGGGUGUGGUGUGGAGGAGGGGCAGGUGCUACCGGAAAGACUGGAGAUGCCAGAGGGCCCGGCAAAAUGAACCCCAUCAAAUCUUACUGUCAUGAGGUCAAUGUAACCACAGAGCCGUUUGUGUCAUCUUUACGUCCCCUUCUGAUCUCAGAAAUUCAGGGAUCGAUUUCUAUGAAAUUUAAAGUUUCGCAGAGACAUUCAUGCUUGGUACAUAAUUAUGCAAAGCUGUAGUUAAAACAAACAAAUAAGCACUUUUUGCAAUAAUGGUCAUUAAUGUUCCACGCUUUUGUCCGUGAAUGAGUGCGUACCACGCUUUUGUCCGUGAAUGAGUACAUUUUCUUGCUUGUGAGUCGGUCAGUGGAAAACAACAUAUGUUACAGUACCCGUGUCACCAGUCUGACGUGAUGUGCACACGCGUCGAAUUUUGUGAAUUCGGGGUCAAAACCUCAGCAAAAAGUUAGUGUCAAAAUAGGCUCGGCAUGAAAAGGAAAAUUCCCCUUGGGUGAUUCCGUGCCGGGCAGUUUUCUAGUUAUGAUAGGCCGACUAAUAACUUUGCAUGCAGCUAAGUUUUCCUUUCCUAGAGAAUAUUGUGACUUUUUCAGAAUGCUUCUCAAGUUAAGUUGAACUGAACUAAUGUUCUGCUGUAGUUAUUUUUUUCGGGGGUUAGCUGAACUUAAGUUAAUUUUUUUCGGGAGUGGUGGGUUCCCGUAGUCUAUGUGUUAUCCCCUUGCACAGCAAGGGUCUAUGACUUGCAAGCAGAUUCGGCGAUUAAAUUAUGCAAAACAAGACUGUGUCUUGACCUCGAGAUUCUGACAAUUCAGCGGGCGCCUUCUAUGGGGUCGUCCGCAACCCGUUGAUGUAUUACAAAAACAUGACAGCCAAAUUGACCAACCAAAAGCUUAGUCCCAAUUUCUGAUCGAAUUGACGUCACAAAUUUCUAAAGUCGACUCCGGUUGGCUGGCGCGGGGUUGCAUAAAAUUUGCAUUGCUUGCAUACAUUAAUAAGAUGUUGGUUAGGCUCCGUUGGACAUUGGGUGAUACUCAGACUAGGUUUCCCGUCCGAAAUCCACCAAAUUCAUGAGCACAAAAGUGCCGGCCAACCAACAAUGGGGUCGUUUGGUGACAUUACAACCAUUUUUUGUGGAGUUUUUAGCGAGUGUAACUCGUGUCAUUCAUUGCAGGACAAAUCUAUAAUUGGUGUGAGCGUAGCCUUAUUAUGGUGGUAUGGACUUAUAGACAUUUUAUGAUUAGUUUGAUGCAUUAAUAAUAUAUAUUUUUUUGUAGAACUUUUAUACACGAUUAAUCUUUGUAUAUUAAUUUUACUUUCAACAGAAAACCUAAAUGGUAAAAAAAAACCGAGCAAAUGCUUAUUUCAGAUAAAUGUCGUUUUGAAGCGGCCAGAUAGCCUUUGUCCAUUUCCAUUUUGUGGUUUUAUCACAUAAUGAUUUUGGUCAGAAUCAACGAAAUUGUGGGUUAUUUGCGCUUGUAUUGGGUCACUCCUCUCCAGUACUUA
Patiria miniata (bat star) is the source of this 3459-nucleotide messenger RNA. Its product is annotated as matrix metalloproteinase-14-like. The transcript is spliced from 9 exons. Gene Ontology annotation, biological process: extracellular matrix organization; collagen catabolic process; proteolysis. The record is from RefSeq and is a predicted model, not a curated record. Bases 431 to 2017 code for a protein of 528 amino acids. Gene Ontology annotation, cellular component: extracellular matrix. Gene Ontology annotation, molecular function: metalloendopeptidase activity; zinc ion binding. Lineage: Eukaryota; Metazoa; Echinodermata; Asteroidea; Valvatida; Asterinidae.